Molecule: messenger RNA, 975 nt
Organism: Fusarium falciforme
Lineage: Eukaryota; Fungi; Ascomycota; Sordariomycetes; Hypocreales; Nectriaceae
Product: Putative 4-hydroxy-2-oxoglutarate aldolase, mitochondrial
Exons: 3
Coding region: 1-975 (324 amino acids)
Molecular function (GO): 4-hydroxy-tetrahydrodipicolinate synthase activity
Source: RefSeq, a predicted model, not a curated record
AUGACGUCUCACACGCCUCCUGAUGGUGUCUUUGUGCCCGUGCCGACCUUUUUCAAGGACAAGGCCGAGGCCCCCGAACUGCAGCCCGCCAUCGACAUAGCCACGCAGGCCGCGCAUAGCGUGCACCUGGCCAGUUCGGGCAUCAUGGGCCUAGUCCUCAUGGGCUCUACCGGCGAGGCUAUUCACAUGUCGAGCGCCGAGCGCUUUGAUCUCAUCUCCGGCGUGCGAAAGGCUCUCAGCGAAGCAGGACACGAAAACUACCCCAUCAUGGCGGGCGUACUCGUCAACAGCGUUGAUGAGGUGCUGGAAUGGCUGCAGAAUGCGAAGAAAGCGGGUGCCCAGUGGGGGCUUGUGCUUGUACCAGGAUACUUUGGCAGUGCCGCGACGCAGGAUAAUCUAGUUGAGUGGUUCACGCUGGUGGCUGAUAACAGCCCUCUGCCGAUCUUGGUAUACAACUACCCAGGUGUCACCAACAACCUGUUAAUCAGCAUCGAUUCCUACGUCAAGCUGGCUCAACACCCCAACAUUGUCGGUUGCAAGAUGUCCCAUGGCAACGUCUCUCACCACCUACAACUAUCUCUCCAUCCCAAGAUUGACCACUCCAAGUUCCGUGUCUUCUCGGGCUUUGGGCAGCAACUUGGCCCCAUCGUCGUCUUCAACGCUGGCGGUGUCAUUGAUGGCCUGGCAGCCAUCUUCCCCAAAACCGUGACUCACCUGUUCUCGCUUGCUGCCAAACGGCCGCUAGACGAGUGGACUCUGGAAGAGACGCACAGGCUACAGUGGAAGGUGUCCACGGCCGAAGAGUUCAUAGUCAAGCAUGGUAUCCUUGGCAUUCGCGAAGCCAUCUUUAAGGUCUUGGGCUUUGGUCAUCUGUCUGGUGGACGGCUGCCAUUAAGGGGCGCGUUGGCCAAGGGCGCCUAUGAUGAGUGGGAUGAGGUGCUAGGGCAGCUGGCUUAUGAGGAGAGCAAGCUGUAG